Molecule: messenger RNA, 1825 nt
Organism: Trifolium pratense (red clover)
Lineage: Eukaryota; Viridiplantae; Streptophyta; Magnoliopsida; Fabales; Fabaceae
Product: vacuolar cation/proton exchanger 3-like
Exons: 12
Coding region: 83-1450 (455 amino acids)
Biological process (GO): intracellular calcium ion homeostasis; calcium ion transmembrane transport
Cellular component (GO): plant-type vacuole membrane
Molecular function (GO): calcium:proton antiporter activity
Source: RefSeq, a predicted model, not a curated record
UAUAUGUGAGUGCCUCUUUUUUGUCCUAAUUCUACCACAACAACAACAUCAUAAAUUUUGUUGUUCUUCAUCAUUUGAAAAAAUGGGUUCUCAAAACUAUGAUCAUCAUGAGUAUGAAGCAUGUGUUUUAGAGAAUGGAGGCAACAUAAAGGGAAUAUUAACCAAGGAAAUUAGUAUGAAACAUGGUAGAACAGCACAUAACAUGUCAUCAUCUUCAUUGCGCAUGAAAUCUGACAUAAUUCUUGUCUCAAAAGUUCACUAUGGAAUCAUUAGAAAUCUUUUGGAUAAUUUCCAAGAAGUUAUUCUUGGAACAAAGCUUUCCAUUCUUUUUCCAGCCAUUCCUUUUGCCAUUUUAGCUCAAUGCUAUGGUUUUGCAAGACCUUGGGUUUUUGCAUUGAGCUUACUUGGUCUUAUCCCUCUUGCUGAAAGAGUCAGCUUCUUGACAGAACAGAUAACUUAUUACACAGGUCCCACAGUGGGAGGACUUUUGAAUGCAACAUGUGGGAAUGCUACAGAACUCAUCAUAGCAAUAUUUGCACUUAGAAAUAACAAAAUUGCUGUAGUCAAGUAUUCUCUACUUGGUUCCAUUCUCUCCAACCUUCUUCUUGUUCUUGGAACCUCUCUAUUAUGUGGCGGCAUUGCAAAUAUUAGAGCAGAACAAAAAUAUGACAGAAGACAAUCAGAUAUGAACUUGUUUAUGCUUCUUAUGGCAUUCUUGUGUCACUUACUGCCAAUGUUGUUUCAAUAUGGUGGUGCUUCGAUGGCUUUCGAUGCAGACUCAUCUCUGCAAUUUUCAAGAGCUGCUAGCAUUGUGAUGGUUAUUGCAUAUUUUGCAUAUCUUAUCUUCCAACUAUGGACUCACAGGCAAUUAUUUGAAGCACAAGAUGAAGAUGAUGAAGAAAAUGAUUCGGAAGAAGCAGUUAUAGGAUUUGGGAGUGGUUUUGCUUGGCUAGUUAUUAUGACUGUUUUCAUUGCUAUUUUGUCUGAAUAUGUGGUUGACACAAUUGAGGAUGCAUCGGACUCAUGGGGUCUAUCUGUCAGCUUCCUCAGCAUAAUCAUGCUACCAAUAGUUGGAAAUGCAGCUGAACAUGCAGGAGCUAUCAUAUUUGCUUUCAAGAACAAACUGGACAUCACUUUGGGUGUUGCUUUGGGUUCUGCAACUCAAAUUGGAAUGUUUGUGGUUCCUCUAUGUGUAAUUGUUUCUUGGAUUCUUGGAAUCAAAAUGGACCUUAAUUUCCACCUCCUAGAAACAGGUUCUCUUGCUAUGGCAAUAAUAACCACAGGCUUCACAUUACAGGAUGGAACUUCUCACUACUUGAAAGGCCUUAUUCUCUUGCUCUUGUACAUUGUUAUUGGGGCAUGCUUUUUUGUACAAAGAACACCCUCUGACCAUGCUGAUAUUGCUAACAUAAUGCUUCAUUCAGCAACUGAUGCCAAUUUUAGAGCUUAAUAGGCUUUGGCACAUUUUAGUCUAUUGGAGGUCAAAAGUAGCUGCAGCAACCAAACUUAUAUAAUAAGAUUUAAUUUAAUGGAUUUGUUAUUUGUUCAUUAGUUAGUUAUAGACUUAUAGUAAUCUCUAGAAAGAUAGCUAGCUGUUUUAAUUUGUACAUAGACCUUUUCAAAUGACUGUGUCCAAAAAUUUAAACUUAUUCAUGUAAUAUGAUAUGAGGGUCCUGACAAGAGUUUGUUAGAAAUUUGGUGUACUUAUGCGGGCGGGUUCUUACUUUAUCAUUGGCAUGCUGGGUGAAGACCACAUCUAAAAUUGUUCUUAUGUGACAACAUAAAUACGAACACUUUUCGAAUUAAGCAUGUCUCAAUUAGACAU